Molecule: messenger RNA, 3074 nt
Organism: Striga asiatica
Lineage: Eukaryota; Viridiplantae; Streptophyta; Magnoliopsida; Lamiales; Orobanchaceae
Source: the annotation of a GenBank genome assembly
UUUAUUCAUUUGUCCGUGCAGACAUUCCUUCUCUUUGUUCCCCCAAUAAAAUUCUUUUCGUCCGUUCUUUUAAUUAAUUUGCAGUCCAUUAAAGACCCCGUCUUCCUCAGAGGCACAAAUUUUGGGGCGCCAUUAAAUUUCCGUACACAUCUUAUACGAAUACGUUCCGACAAUCAUUAAUCCAGGUUGCUCAGCUCGCCAGUAAUCAUCACCUGUAAUUGAUCUCGGUUUGACGAGCAGCCAGAUAGCUCUGUCCAAGAGUUUGAAUCUUGGAACGAGUUCUCAUUUGCGAUUAUCGUCGGGCGUGAGAACAUGGGGAAGGCCCCCACGAGGAAGAGGGCUCAGAUCGGAUCCAAACUCAACCCCGACGGGCACGCGAAGCCAGGCAAGGCCACGACAAAGGCAGCCUUCGACGAGGAUGCCAGCAUUUUCGCCGCCUUAUCCCAUGAGCUGAAAGAGGAGGGCAACAAACUAUUCCAGAGGCGAGACCACGAUGGCGCCCUGCUCAAGUACGAAAAGGCCCUCAAGCUUCUGUCCCCCAACCACGUGGACGUGGCCUACCUCCGUACAAACAUGGCUGCCUGCUACAUGCAAAUGGGCCUGGCCGAGUACCCACGGGCCGUGAGCGAGUGCAACCUGGCCCUUGAGAAGGCCCCGAAGUACAGCAAGGCCCUUAUGAGGCGGGCCCGCUGCUACUUGGCCCUGAACCAGCUCCAGCCGGCCUACAGGGAUGUCAACAGUGUGCUGGCCAUGGAGCCCAACAACAUGGUCGCCCUUGAGAUUGCCGAGCUCGUGAAGGAUGCCAUGGAGAAGAAUGGGGUCCGGGUCGAGGACAAGGAAAUCGACCCGCAAACGAAUCAAGUGGAGCCAAAUGCCUCCAUUCCUCUCAAGGUGGUCAAGGAGAAGGGGAAAAAGAGGAAAAACGUCAAGUCUGACCGGAAAAGUGUGGGGGAGCCUGAGGAGAAGAGCGUGGAUGUGGACGAGGUAAAGAAGGCAGUGGUGGCGGAGAAAAUAAGUGUGAAGGAGGAAAAACCUGUCUUGAAAUCGGUCAAGUUGGUCAACGGAGAGGACAUUAGGUCGGCCCAGAUCCCUGUGAACUGCAGCGUGAGACUCGUGAGGGACAUUGUGGUGGAUAGAUUCCCGGGCCUCAAGGGCGUGCUCGUCAAGUACAAGGAUCAAGAGGGAGAUCUGGUCACCAUCACCACCAAUAAUGAGCUUAGGGUAGCCGAGGGUUUGGCUGGCAAUAAUCAGGGCUUUCUGAGGCUCUACAUUGCGGAGGUCAGUCCCGAUAAAGAACCUCUCUAUGAGGGGACUGGGCUUGAGGAGAAACCUCGUGAAGAGAAUGGGAAUGUUAAUACGGAGAAAGGGUCGAGCUCAACCUGCGUCGAGGACUGGAUCGUCCAGUUCGCUAAAAUGUUCAAGAAUCAUGUCGGAUUUGAAUCCGAUUCCUACCUGGACCUUCACGAGAUUGGAAUGAAGUUAUACUCAGAGGCAAUGGAGGAGACUGUGACGAGCGAAGAUGCUCAGGAGCUGUUUGAUCUUGCGGCAGCCAGGUUCCAGGAAAUGACUGCUUUAGCCCUGUUCAACUGGGGGAAUGUCCACCUGUCCAAGGCGAGAAAACGGGCCGCUGUAUCGGAGGAUUCCUUCCCUGAGUCUGCAUUAGGUUUAGCGAAAGAUGCUUACAAAUGGGCCCAGGUGGAGUACAGUCACGCGGGCUCGAAGUACAAGGAGGCCCUUACAGUGAAGCCUGAUUUUUACGAGGGGCUACUCGCGCUCGGGCUUCAGCAGUUUGAGCAGGCGAAGCUUUCCUGGAGCUACAUGGUCGGGAGCAAAUCGGGGUUGGAAAUCGGGCCCUCUGCUCAGGUGCUGGAGCUGUACAACAAAGCUGAGGACAGCAUGGAGAAAGGGAUGCAAGUGUGGGAAGAGAUGGAGGAACAGCGUCUGAACGGGCUCUUGAAGCACGAGAAGGAGAGAGAGGAGCUGCGCAAAUUCGGGCUCGAUGGGCUGUUCAGGGAUGUGCCGGCUGAGCGGGCCGCGAGCAUGAGUUGUCAGAUUUACUUCCUUUGGGGCUCGAUUCUGUAUGAGAGGUCGGUCGUGGAGUACAAGUUGAGCCUGCCGAGCUGGGAGGAGUGUUUGGAGGUUGCGAUCGAGAAAUUCGAGCUUGCAGGGGCCUCGUCGACGGAUAUUGCUGUUAUGAUCAAGAACCAUUGCUCGAACGAGACUGCUUUAGAAGGGUUCAAAGUGGAUGAGAUAGUACAGGCGUGGAGCGAGAUGUAUGAUGCCGACAGGUGGCGAGCUGGUGUGUCAUCUUCCCGCCUCGAGCCGUUGUUCAGAAGGCGUUCCCCAAAACUUCAUUCUGUUUUGGAACGUCUAGCUCAGUAGUGGUGUGGUUUCGAAAAAGGGAGGCAAAAAGCAUCAGAAUUCUCUGGUGGUUAGUUUGCCUCCAGGCCAGAUUAUUUAAGGUUCUUAUUCUUUUUGUCAUUCGUUUCUGGUUUUGCUUGUGAAGCGAAGGAGUACACAUUUUCGCGUCCCGAUUGACUGUUGGAUUAGUUUCGCUUUUGUCAGUUAAAGUUAUUAAAGUUGAUUUGGUACUUCAUUCUUUAUUUUGGAAAUAUAGUGAUAUUGGACCUGAAGGGAUCAGGUCUCAUUGUUUUUUGGGUACACAGAUGUUGAGUGCAUAUACAGUUACAAUGGUUAUAGAAUUGGAGUUGUAAAGUGAUCUUUUGGAAGUGAUAGUGUGUGUUGUCUUACAGGGUUGUGAGGUUUUUUGUAUCUCGCUUGAUAUAUAUUCUUUUUUUAUUUUAUAUUUUUUUGUGGUUGGGGGGGUUGAAUUUACUGUUCUUUAUAGUAAAAAAGAAGUAUGAAUUUAUGACUUUGAUAUAUAUUCAUUGUUUGUUCUUGUUAUAUGAUAUAUCUGUAAAUUUCAGGUCCAUUGUUUUCUCACUUUCUGUGAGAAUAUAAUGGUGGGCAUGGUAACAGAUUCAUAAUUAGAGAAUCAUUCAAUAUUGAACUCAUAUAUUCUUGUAUUAGACUAUUAGUAGAUGAAAUAUGUGAUAUGCACCAGGAGUUAUAUA